Messenger RNA from Plasmodium vivax (malaria parasite P. vivax), 1311 nucleotides. RefSeq lists its product as hypothetical. The transcript has a single exon. NCBI's taxonomy places the organism in Eukaryota, Apicomplexa, Aconoidasida, Haemosporida, Plasmodiidae. The record is from RefSeq and is a predicted model, not a curated record. The coding region runs from base 1 to 1311 and encodes 436 amino acids.
AUGGAAAAACUGUUCAACUGCGAAGUUUUAGACCGACCCGCGCACUGCAAAGGGGGGAAGGCAGAAGAAGACGGUUGGGCCGCUCCCGACGCAGUAGAUGGCCAAAGCCUGGCGCUCCACAACUUCCUGGACUACACCCAACUGUACAGAAAAUACAAAGAGAAAAAUGCAGCCAAGUGGGUUAACAAGUUGCCUGUGUCUCCAUACAGAUUCCCCCCCAAUUUAAAAAACGCCAAUUUUGAUGAAAUAAAAACGGAGCACAUAUAUGACGAAAUAAAUGCGCACUUUGCGGGGGGGAAACCUGGCCAAUCAGCGGCAGACGCAACGGUAGACGCAACGGUAAAUAACCAAAACUGGUACGAAGGGGAUUUAAAAAUUUGGAUUCCUCAAAAUGAACAAGAGAGACGAAAGCAAGGGAAGGAAAAAAAAAGUCUGCGAAAAAAAAUAUACGACGGGGAAGUCAUGUUCUAUGAAGAUUACGUGGAACAACAAGUAGCGAAGGACUACGAGAGAUUUUUUAAAAAACCCUACCAAGUGAAAAAAAAAGAUGAAGGAGGUAAGUACUAUUUUUAUGGGAAAAAAUUAGACAUGAGCGAGCAUGAAGAUAUAUACAGAAAGUACUACAACUUGGAUGAUGAAUUUUUUAUCAAACGGAUGCAACUGAGGGAAGAGAUAAAUAAAAAGAAAGAAAAAAAUGUGAAAGAAGAAAAAAAAGAGGAAGAAGAAAAGAAAAAAUUCCAAAAGGAAUAUGCAAAAUUAAGUUUUAAAGAUCAAAACUUUAUAGUAAAAAUAAAAGAAGAAAAUAAUUUGGAAAGUUAUCUAAGUACUUACAAAUUUUACAAAAAAAAUAAAAACAUCUUUGAAAAAGAUUUGCCAGAAGUGAAAAAAAAAGAAUUACUGUUUGGACAAAUUCCAGAUAUCAUUUUACCUGCCAACGUUCGGAAAACAAAACAUCCAAAAAAUUGCCUAGUACCCCUGAGUAGCCUACACACGUAUGCGAAUUUUAUUGAUGACCUUUUCAAGUGCCCCUACAUUUACACCGCCAUCGAUGCCGAACUGGGGAAGUACUGGAAAACGAAUGAAAACGAAGUUAUAAAUAGCAUAAAAUCGGAGAAAAUAAAAAAGGGCUACAAGAAGGACAUCUAUUCAGUGACCACGGAGCAGCUGGAAAGCUCCAGUGCCAAAUUGAAGAAUCUGCUCAACAGUGAGGAGAAGGAGGGGAAAAAGGCCGCCAAUGUUACUAUAAACUUUAAGAUACCAAAGAAGGAAAAUAAAACGAAAACGGUGUGCAACGGGAGGUACGUCGUGUAG